CUCAUGAUCUAUACACUAUAUAUAAUACAUGAGAUGAAACACUUGGCUAAACAAAAAAACACUUCCCAUCAUAAAAAAAAAAUGAGUAAAUCUGGUUGUUUUGUUGUUUUGUUAGUUCUCCCACAAUUGCUGUUAUUACUACAGCAAGUAAUUGCAUCUAAUGGAAGUCUUUCUCAUCCUAAACAGUCCACCUGUGAUUCUCUUCCCCAACAGGUACAUAUAUCAUUAGCUGGAGAUGGGUACAUGAGAAUAUCAUGGAUAACAACAUACAAAAUGGCAACAUCAGUAGUGGAGUAUGGAACAAAAUCAGGAAGCUACAAUGAAUAUGUACUUGGUGAUAAUUUUAGCUACCAUUACUAUUCAUAUAUUUCUGGUAAAAUCCAUUAUGUUACGGUGGGUCCAUUAACACCUAGUACUACUUAUUACUAUCGCGUUGGUGGUGCUUCUCAAGAAUUCUCUUUUCGUACUCCUCCUGCUUCCUUCUCUGCUGAAUUUGUCUUUGUUGGUGGACUUGGACAAACACAAUGGACCAAAGCAACACUAGCUCGCAUCAAUGAAAAAUGCUAUGACACACUAAUAGUAGUUGGAGGGCUAUCAUACGCAGACGGCCACCAAUCAUUGUGGGACUCAUUUGGGCGACUAAUCGAGCCAUAUGCUAGCAAAAGACCAUGGAUGGUCACUGCUGGGAAAUAUGAAAUUGAGGGUGUUUGUACACUUCCUAAAGGACCUCAACCUUUUAAGGCUUUUAAUGCUAGAUGGCUCAUGCCUUAUCAUGAAAGUGGCUCAAUAUCUAACCUUUACUACUCGUAUGAUGUCGCGGGUGCACAUUUUAUAAGUUUAGGCUCGUAUGCUGACUUCGAUUGUAGCUCUGAUCAAUACGAGUGGCUUAAGGCCGAUUUGGCUAGCAUCGAUAGGGUUAAGACCCCUUGGGUUAUCGUCGUGGUUAAUACUCCUUGGUAUACUUCUAAUGUUGCUUACAAAGGUGAAGGUGAAUCUAUGAGGAAAGCCAUGGAAAAGCUUCUAUAUAUGGCUAGAGUUGAUGUUGUUUUUGCCUCUCGUGUUGGUGCUUAUGAACGAUUCGCAAGGACAUAUGACAAUAACCCUGACCCUUGUGCACCAAUCUACAUAACUCUAGGGGAUGCAGGCUUCAAACCCACCUUCGAGUUUGAGCAAAACGCUCUUUCAACCUCAUUGCAUAGAGAACUAUCAUUUGGACACGGACGUUUGAGAAUAUAUGACGACAAAAAGGCUCAUUUUGCAUGGUAUAGGACCGAAGAUGACUCUGAUUAUGGAAACCCUAGUGACGAAGUUUGGAUUACAAGUUUAAUGUUAUCGGAGACAUGUAUGGAGCUUUGCACUUGCAAAAAAUUCUCAAGAAAAGCUCACCAUAAUGAACUUUAACUAAUUUGAAGUGAAUUGUAGAAUGUGAGAUAUGAAUCUUUGAGAUGUUUUGUGGGAGUCUUAGUUAUCUCAAAUUUUUAACCCUUCCAACCAUCUUUUUUGAUGGAGAAUCGGAGAUUCUAGGACUUAUGUUCCUUAAUAAGUUAUCAAACACAUGGAGAGAGAGCUAUAUAUGCCUAUGUUGUAUGAUUGAUUUUGUGUAAUAGACACAAAGCUUGUAUUUUAUUUUAUAUAUUGUCAUCAAUGGAUAAGGUAAGAUUAUCCUCCGGA
Amaranthus tricolor (Joseph's coat) is the source of this 1671-nucleotide messenger RNA. RefSeq names its product purple acid phosphatase 22-like. NCBI's taxonomy places the organism in Eukaryota, Viridiplantae, Streptophyta, Magnoliopsida, Caryophyllales, Amaranthaceae. Bases 4 to 1401 code for a protein of 465 amino acids. The record is from RefSeq and is a predicted model, not a curated record. The transcript is spliced from 5 exons. Gene Ontology annotation, molecular function: acid phosphatase activity; protein binding; metal ion binding.